AUGGAUGAGAGGAGGAGAAUCGUGAUUUUGUACGUGGUCGACUCCUUGUACGUGGUCGACUCCUCGUACGAGAACGCGAUGAUUUCCUAUGCUGACGUCGGCACCUUUCUUCACUCUUUGGCCGUGAAGCCGAUCGUGAUUUCACAUGUCUUUCCCGACGAGGUUGGGGACUCUUUGAUUGGGCUGACGAACGUUGAUGCCGACUUUCUUUCGGACUCUUCGAUUGUUUCCGAGAUCCCUCAUGAGAGGGCGUCAUUUUAA
This is a messenger RNA of Hydatigera taeniaeformis, 261 nucleotides long. The record is from the annotation of a GenBank genome assembly. NCBI's taxonomy places the organism in Eukaryota, Metazoa, Platyhelminthes, Cestoda, Cyclophyllidea, Taeniidae.